Molecule: messenger RNA, 1944 nt
Organism: Tricharina praecox
Lineage: Eukaryota; Fungi; Ascomycota; Pezizomycetes; Pezizales; Pyronemataceae
Exons: 2
Coding region: 304-1797 (497 amino acids)
Biological process (GO): protein polyubiquitination
Molecular function (GO): protein binding
Source: RefSeq, a predicted model, not a curated record
GUUCCAUAAAUUGGCACUUCUAUCCGACCGGGAAGAAGCGAGAAGGCGCCGAUCACCUCCGCUUCCGUUCGCUCUCUUCUCGUAUAUUCCUUUUCCUCCUUCUCCUUCUCCUCCUCUUCUUCUUCCUCCACCUCAUCUUCCUUCACCUUCGUCCCCACAUAUCCACCAACACACAUUCUUCUUAUCCAGGUGCUCAUACUCCGCGUUUCAACGUCAGUUGUAAACGAACGGACGCCCCUAGUCCCAGCCCCCCAGAAAUCAAUGACCCCGCCCCUCCAGAGCACUCUUCUUCACUUUUAGCCCAUGGACUCCCGCCUCGAACUGCUCGACCUUCCGGACGAGCUCCUUCUCCAGAUCGUUUCCCAUCUUGAACCGAGCUCGGUAAUUCCGCUUCAUCGAUGUCGUAAACGCUUGCGUGCCCUCACCCGCUCGGAUCCCACGCUAUGGCGAUCUCUCUGUGCCUAUCAAGCGACCGUCGAAAAUUCCUGCCCUGUAUGGGAUCGAAGCGAAGAGCUCUCAGCCGUGAUCGAUAACUGGCCACACAAAGAAAUCGAUUGGUAUAGUGAAUACAAGUUUCGCCAUGCGCCACUGACAACGCGUUGGCUGUCUUGUCCCGACGACGAGGUGAAAGGACUGACGUCCCUCACGGCGCGGAAUACGCACAAACACUUCCUUAUCACCCCGCUCGAAGAUGGCGCCAUCAGUAUCUGGUCUCCUACCGAUACCAACGACGAACGGGAUGUCUCAAGGUCAAAGCCCGGCGUCCUCUCCACACCGCCUCCGCCAGCAUCGCGGAAAUCAAGGGUUAUGGAGCUUGGGGACAAUACUGUCGCUUCGUCGGAGUUGGACAGAAUCUACGUGGCAUCGCAUUCCACCCUUAUCGAGCUCUCGUUGACAACGCUGCAAACAAUCUCGUCCACCAAAUUUCCCUUCUCCAUCAGUACUUUGAGCUCGGAAAUAGUGUCACCGCACCCCCUAACGGUCGGAACCACUCUCACUCUGCAUCUCCACGAUCCACGCAUUGCCUCCGCUUUUGCAGCGCCCUCCACCGUGCUUCCGCAUACUUUCCCGGCGAAUUACGCUAAUCAUGCCCCUCUAUUCCAACCCUCGCCGCUGGCAAUCCUGCACCACCCAAACAACUCCCUCUAUGUUGCCGGGCGUUUCCCAUCGAUCCUCUGCUACGACCGAGCGAUGUGGCCACGACUUCAAGGAACCCUCUAUAGCGGCGCUAGCCUCUGCACCCUCACAGCCGACGGAAUGGGGGGACUGAUCGCCGGUGGUACCUAUAACGGCCGUGGCACGCUCGAGAGCUACAAUCUGACCCCUGAUGUUGAGGUCCCGCAACAGAGGAACCGGCAGUCCGCCGCAUGGGGUAAGAUUCUUUCGGUUGCGAAACAGGGCGCGCGGGUGGUCUCGUGCGAUAGUGAGGGAACAGUGAGCUGGUUCGAGAAGGAUUGCAGAUACGUUGUGCGGCGUGAGGAGGUGUAUGACCCAGAAUUUCAACAAGAAACUGGAACUUUGUGGGCGACGACACUUGAAGAGGGCUGUGGACCUGCCCGGAAGGUGGUGGUCAUGGAAGGAGGAGAGGGUGAGGGACUAGGAGUGUGGGCUGGGGAUCGUCUUGGAUUUUUGGCACCUGGUAGGAAGGAUGAUGAAGACGAGGAAGAAGGUGACGGGGUCAUGGUGGAGAGCAAAGAGGAGCUCCUGGAGAAUGAGAUGGCAGACAGAAUGAGGAGGGCAUUGCAUGCACAUGCGGAUGAGCUGAGGAUCUUGGGAACCCUGGCGGGAUUGACAUAGUUAGCUAUUCAGUUGGGAAGUGGUGCUCAACGAUGUUGAUGCUAUUUGAUUGGUGAUCUUCGGUUUUUCGACCCUCGCCUUAGUUGAUGUGUGAUGUUUUUGGUUGUCAUUCAAUUCGAUAUUCAAAGUUUUAUAAAUCUGCUACAG